Molecule: messenger RNA, 4090 nt
Organism: Symphalangus syndactylus (siamang)
Lineage: Eukaryota; Metazoa; Chordata; Mammalia; Primates; Hylobatidae
Gene: BET1L
Product: Bet1 golgi vesicular membrane trafficking protein like
Source: RefSeq, a predicted model, not a curated record
GCUUUAAGGGGGCGCGGCCUGAGGCAGCGCUGGCGGCUCGGAGGUUUUAAGACCCGAGUCGGGGGGCUGAGUCGCCCUGAACCGAACUGACCCCUUUCCUUGUGACCCGCGCUUCUUGGGCCAGAAUUUCCAACAGGAAAGGAUCUCAGCCCCCACCGUGCCCUGCCACACACAUAGUGACGCCCCUCGAGCUCCACAGAACCGAUGGGAUGUAGAGGGGAAAGCCGAAGUGGAAAGGACUUUUCAGUCCUAGGCCAUUGGGUUCGUUAGGCGUUUGCUGGGGAAUGCAGGCGAACGGGAUUCCCAGGUCCCUGCCUUUGUGGAGCUUAUGUUCCAGAGGGGAAGGGAGACAAGGAAAAACAAAAGGACAUGAGGCGGUCACAGGGCUGUGCUUCAAAGGAAGCAAAAGGCGACUACUAGGCUGCAACGGGCUGUGAGGAAGUGCCGUUUUUGCUGACACCGGACGGUGGGAAGUGAGCCGGGAAGACUGGAGCCACUCCAGGCAGAAGGAGCAGCACUUGCAAAGGUGGAGGGCCGUGAGGGGCCGACAGAAAGGGGAGCAACCCAGUCUGGCCCGGACUCAGUUCCCUCUUGAAAAGCAAAGAUCCUGCGUGUCCGUUUCAGUGGCCGUCAUGAGGAUUCAGUGACGCACAGGAAGCGCGGUGCACUCGCUCUUCUAACAAGUGCCCGGGAGCAAAGGCGUCUACGGCCCCCAGUCCCCGCGCCGCCUCCCAGUCUCUCUCCCUGCUUCACUUUCCUGUAGUGCUUUCUGUACGCCUGUAUUCGACGCGGCGCGCACUCGCAGGCACGAGCGAGGCGCCGAUCUCCACUUGACAGAGGAGGCACCCUUGCCCCCACCACACCCAGUGCUCCUCGCGGGCUUCUGCCCGAGGGGCCUGCUCCUUCCUCAUGACCCGCCUGUGAAUCCUUCCUAACCGUUAGGACCUAACCCACAGAAGCGUCUUUCCACCACCAUCGUCUUGGCACUGAGCAAGCAAACGGCCCCGCCCCGCCCCACGUUCACAGGAACAACAAACGUCACAUCCGCGGUGGUGCUGUAAUCCCAGCACCUUGGGAGCCCGGUAGGCGGGGACUGCAGUCAGCUGAGAUCGCGCCACUGUCUGGGCGACAGUGCUGAAAAUAAGUCACAACUAUGCCCAUCGCUUCCGCGGCCAGCGGUUCCCCACCCUCGGCCCUAAGCCGGAAGUCAGAGAGCCCGAAGCGGAAGGGGCUGGGCCAUCUAGGGGCGUGGUCGGUGUGGAGGCGGGGCUAUCGCUGGCUGGGGGCGGGGCCGGAACCCUUUUCCUCGUGACUGCGCCACGUCUGAGGCGGCAGUGGCCGCGUCGGUGUCGGCGUCGAGGAGCCGGGGCAGGGCACGAUGGCGGACUGGGCUCGGGCUCAGAGCCCGGGCGCUGUGGAAGAGAUUCUAGACCGGGAGAACAAGCGAAUGGCUGACAGCCUGGCCUCCAAAGUCACCAGGCUCAAAUCGCUCGCCCUGGACAUCGACAGGGAUGCAGAGGAUCAGAACCGGUACCUGGAUGGCAUGGACUCGGAUUUCACAAGCACGACCGGCCUGCUUACAGGGAGCAUGAAGCGCUUUUCCACAAUGGCAAGGUCCGGACGAGACAACCGGAAGCUUCUAUGUGGCAUGGCCGUGGGUCUAAUUGUGGCCUUCUUCAUCCUGUCCUACUUCUUGUCGAGGGCAAGGACGUGAGCCAGUGGGAGCUGGUGUCUGUGGGUACCAAGGGCAGCCAGGGUCUUCCCUGCCUGGUGUCUUGGGCUCCAGAGGACUUACCUACAAAAUACUCCUUUGCAAUUAUAAUCGUGGGUCAGGAAUCUUCUUCCUGUGUGGCAGGAGGCUGCGGCUGCCUGUGACCUGAUGAGCUCGUGUUGGCUGGUCCCACGUGUGGAAGGGACUCUCUCGGGGAAACCAAGGCCCAGCCCCUCCCGCUUCCCCCAGGUGCUAGAGACCCAGGCAGAGCUGGGGCCACAGCAUGUCUGGAGGAGCCAGGUCUGAGCAGAGCAGAUGUUGAAUCCCAGACAUGGCCACCUGUGGCUUGCAGCCUUUCUCCCAGCGCUUGGGACUCUGACAUCUUAAGGCUCCACGGUCGUGUCCUUGUCUGGGUGAGGCCAUGUCUGUGAUCCAAGGUUCCUGGAACUGACACAGGAAGGGGCUGUGAACCCUAAGUGGGUGUCAUCUCGUCCGACUGAGGCUUCUCAGCCUGGAGAUGGCAGUUACUCCUGGCCAUGGUUGUUGAGCACGGGCAGACCAGUGCAGGCCACCCUGCUGUGAGUUAUCUGCGCCUACGAUGAAGUGAGACCCCUGGGGAGAACUGGGGUUGUGGAUGAAGGAGUGGACUGCAGCCUUGGCCUAGCCACUGGGCUGGGAUCCUUCUGGGUCAUGUGACUGUGUAUCCAGGAGCAGAAACUUGUAUUCUCAGGAUUCAGGAUCUACCCAGCAACAAAGAUGUAUUUUCAGGAGAACAGACCUAGAAAUGGGCCUGUCUGGCAUUUCAGAGUGAGGCAAAGCAGGCAGGGCCGGGGAGCUUCUGUGGGUCUACACAAGAAGGUUCCUGUGAGGGCUAUCAGUUGUUGCCUUUUAGCUUGCUGGUAACUUUGGCGCCUCCGCCAAGCCCUGCCAGACUCCCCUGGCUGUGAUGGCGUUCUGUGCCGUCCUCCUUGUCCCCAGCCUCUGCAGGAUGCCCUCCCUACCCACCUCUCCCUGGGCCUUCCCUGUCCACUGGGCUGGGCUCAUGUUCAAACCGCUGGACUGGCAGGGCAACGACUUCUUCCCACCUCAAGAUGAGGUCCUCGCCCCUUGUCUUGGCAUAAAAACACCUUUAAAGCAUGAGCCAUGUGCUUCUUUGCCCUUCUCUGUCCUGUUCCAAUCUUCUGCCUCCCAGUCACUCCCUGGGGACUGUGGGAUCGCUGUCCCCCCACCUGUGUGGCCACACCAUGUGUCCUGUCAAUCCAGAACUGCCUCUGAGCUCCAGGCUGACCACAGAUCAGCCACAGCCUGGUGCCUGCAGCCCCACUUUGCUCACCCUUCCCUUUCCUUCCUUCCACACAGCAAGCCCACCUUUCUCCAUGCACACUCACCAUAGCCCCCUUCCUUGUGACCUGGGCCCUCCAUUGUACCUGGCUGAGACUGUCAGCCUCCUGGAGGGGUGGGGUCCACCUUCUUCUUCCCCUAUGCAGGUGCAAGCUCACUUCUCACCCAGCAAGGUCGACUCAUCUGCCUCCAUGUCUCUGGGGUUUUGCCGUUGCCCUGAAACUUAGCUGGGCUGGUCUUGCUCCCAGCUUGCUUCCCCCUCCUCGGAUGUCCCUUUGCAGGCCCGUGUCGUUCCUCCGGCACCAGUGUCCUUGGCUGCCAUGGCAAGCUCAUCAGGGUCUUGCACCCUGGUCACCAAGCAUGGUAGCAGCUGCCUGCAUUGUAUCUCCAUCUGGUCACUGCAGGUGCCAACCCUUCAUCCCCCAUAUUUUCCUGGGCCAUGGAGGGUUGACCUCCAAUUCUGGGGAAUGUGGCUGAGCUGUGGUAACCAGCUACACCCCAGGUGCUCUUUCCAUGGUGGUGCCUCCUCAUCUUGCUGAUGCAAACUAGGAAGUUAGGCUGCAUCUCGGAGUGGCCUUCGCUGGAGAGGUGCUUUGCUGUCUCUGAGACUCAGCCACUGUGUUCCCUCCCCGCCUCUGUUAUCUCCAUGGCUGCUUGCAGCCCUCCCAGGUACUUUGGGGUCUGAGCUGGACUUCCUUUGUGGUUUGCUCUUCUGCUUCUCACUCUUGUAUUAAGAAGGAUUCCACAAAGGGAGAGUGGCAUCCCUGCUGCUGCUGUGCCAGACCAGAGUUUCCUGAGGGGCCCUGACCCUAACCCUCCAGCUCAGCCCCGUACACCUGACCCUGUAAAUGAAUGGGGUUUGCUGACUGUAAUCCCUGACACCAGUAAAACCAAAAGGACUCUUGGGGGCUCAGUGUGAGAGCCAGGGUUACCCACUCUGCCAAGUGAGAACAAACUGCUAGGCCAUAUCCCAUAAUUUCAGGAUGAGAAAUGUCAACAAUAAAAAUUUGUAGUAAACAUAACCUCAUGAAGAACUAA